Molecule: messenger RNA, 627 nt
Organism: Fusarium sp. VM40
Lineage: Eukaryota; Fungi; Ascomycota; Sordariomycetes; Hypocreales; Nectriaceae
Source: the annotation of a GenBank genome assembly
AUGUCAGCCUCCAGUAUAAACGAGGACAUUGUGGCCAAGGUUUCGGCAAGCGAAGUUCUGGUUCCUUGUUUUGCAGCAUCAAGAGCGCGCGAGCUUCAGGAUUUCAAACUCAAUAUGCGGCGGAAGCUGCAGUCAUUUAACGACAACAGUAUUCCCGAGGACAGCACUUUAGCAUCUCUCACCGCGAGGCAUAUGGCAGUUGCUAAGGAUUUCUUCGGGCGCAUGGGCGCUAAUGUUAAUAUUGAGUCCCCGUUCUUCAUCAUCUGGGGCUGUAACACUUUCAUUCGGGACGGGGUCUAUAUGAACUGCGUUGUCUCAAUCCACGACAACGCUCCUGUCUUCGUUGGCGACAGGGUGCUCAUCGGCCCGGAGGAUUGUAUCUGCCCCAUCACUCACGCCUUCGACCCAGAUGAACGACGAGAAGCCAGCGGCACGUCAUUUGCCCAUCCUAUAUACAUCGAGGACGAUUGCUGGAUCGGCGCACGAGCCUUGAUCCUACCCGGAGUCCGCGUUGGCCGGGGUUCGACUGUUGCUGCCGGAGCCGUGGUGGCUAAAGAUGUGGAACCGUACUGUCUGGUAGGCGGUGCACCUGCGAAACUUAUUAGGAGGCUAGCCAACCCCAAAUGA